AUGAUUGGUGGUCAAGGGACGAUAAAAACAAUCCCAAGUUCGUUUGACCGGGUCGGAUAUUUCUGGGAAGUUCCUGUUAUAUCCGUCAACGAGCACGUUAAACGGUGGCUGUUCGAUCAACUCGCUGGUCAGGGGACCACCGAAACCCUAAACUGGUGGACGAGAAUAUGUCUAAAGAAGUAUAUCGCCGUCAUCCCUGAGCUGGAUCUGGACGAAUACUUGACAUUUCUCAAGCAGACGCCGUUUAGAGUGGGAGAGCUUGACUCGCUUACGGGCGUGUUCUUAUGGCUGACAGAUAUCAGCGUUCUUGAGACCAGCCAACCUCAUCUUGAUUCUGGUACGGGAAAUGUGCCGGGAAGACAUCAGGUCCGGGCGCAUAUAGCUACUCGUUCCGGUGCAACCGAAGGAGAGUAUCUACUUGUCUUUCGACGCUUUGUCACCCUUCGGACUGUUCCUGGUUCACCAGACUUCGGACUGGGGCCUAUCCGCGUCUAA
This is a messenger RNA of Aspergillus pseudonomiae, 495 nucleotides long. RefSeq lists its product as uncharacterized. NCBI's taxonomy places the organism in Eukaryota, Fungi, Ascomycota, Eurotiomycetes, Eurotiales, Aspergillaceae. Bases 1 to 495 code for a protein of 164 amino acids. The transcript is spliced from 2 exons. The record is from RefSeq and is a predicted model, not a curated record.